GACCAUGUUCAUCUGCAAGUAAAAGUAACCAUCACCAUUUGGAAUAAAUGUAGAUAUUGCUUUUACAGCACCAGUAAAACUUGCCUUGUUUUUUCCUUUAGGUUCCUGAUUGUGACAGAACAUUUGCUGAAAUGUCCAGAACUGGUAAAAGCCCUCUAUGCCAAACUGAGCAAUCAAGAAAGAGUUACUUUGUUAGAGCUGCUGAUGGUGAAAGUCAAUGACAAGAACUCAGUUAGCAGUGAGGAAAUGGAUGUGUUUGUUCAACACGCUGAGUUCCUUGCAGGCUGUUUCCAAGAGAAUUGUGGAGCUGUGCUCAAGUUAACUGCUGCAGCAGAUGCAGAAAAUGAGGAGGCGCUGGUGACAAUUCGUCUUCUCGAUGUUCUUUGUGAAAUGACCUCAAACARCAACCAACUGGAACAUCUGCAGGCAUUCCCUGGUUUGCUUGAAACAGCCAUAGAUACUCUGAGGUUAACUCACCUUGCUGGAAAACAGGCUGUAAAUAUUUUCACUGCCACACAUGCUSUGACAGGGCAGGAAGAAAUUGCCCAUCCAGCUGUGGGUUUUAAAUCUCAUCUCAUUCGUUURAUUGGAAAUCUGUGUUACAAGAAUAAGGAAAAUCAAGACAAGGUGUAUGAAUUGGAUGGCAUUUCCUUGAUUCUGGACAACUGCAGCAUUGAUGACAACAAUCCUUGUAUCCUUUACAAAAGAAUUCUGUUUACUGAAUAUGAUUCAUGAGAAAAUGUGUGGGGGUUUCAUGGAUUUAUGACACUAUUGCUUUCACUGGGUAUUUAAAUGGAACUGGCCUCAUGAGCUUCUAGGUUGUAUUUUAAUUGUUCUGAAGUGAGCAAGGGCACAAAUAGGUUUCCGUGAAUGGAUUCCAAGUAAGUUAACUGUAGUUAUAUUCURUUUCCUAAAACAAUAUUACUGGUUUGAAAGUGUGC
Molecule: messenger RNA, 941 nt
Organism: Malurus melanocephalus (red-backed fairy wren)
Lineage: Eukaryota; Metazoa; Chordata; Aves; Passeriformes; Maluridae
Gene: ATXN10
Product: ataxin 10
Exons: 5
Biological process (GO): neuron projection development
Cellular component (GO): cytosol
Source: RefSeq, a predicted model, not a curated record